Oppiella nova is the source of this 912-nucleotide messenger RNA. Lineage: Eukaryota; Metazoa; Arthropoda; Arachnida; Sarcoptiformes; Oppiidae. The record is from the annotation of a GenBank genome assembly.
AUGAAAGCUGUUUGUAUUAUAAACCUAUUCCCAAACUUGCUAGACGUGAAUUGUGAGCCAAACUCAGCCAAUAGUAGGACUAAAAGCGGUGAUAAAGACAACGACAGCGAAGACAACAUAUUAUUGCAAAUUCACGCCAAUCUGUGCGAAGACAUCGGCGACAGACCUGACUUUCAAACGCUGAAACCAAUUAUAAAACAACUGAAAAACAAGAACUGCGAGAGCGGAACCAUUCUCGACAAUCUCGUCAAUAAGAUGGAAGAAUACGCCAAUAACUUGGAAGCACUCGUGGAGGAGAGAACCGCCGACUACUUGGACGCCAAGAGUAAAGCCGAGGACCUGCUCUACCAACUGUUGCCAAAGUAUGUGACGAGUCAACUGAUCAAAGGCGAGUCGGUGGCGGCCGAGGCCUUCGAUACGGUCACCAUUUUCUUCAGUGAUAUCGUCGGCUUCACGGGUCUGUCCGCUCAGAGCACAGCCAUGGAAGUGAUCGACUUCCUCAACGACCUCUACAUCUGCUUCGACUCUAUUGUCGGCAAUUAUGACGUCUAUAAGGUGGAGACCAUCGGUGACUCCUAUAUGGUGGCAUCGGGUCUGCCGAUGAGGAACGGCGACCUCCACGCCCGAGAGAUCGCACGGAUGUCCCUAUCAUUACGGGAAGCCGUCACCUCAUUCACGAUCCGACACAAACCGGACCAACAGCUCAAAGUUCGCAUAGGAAUCCAUUCCGGGCCAGUAGUGGCCGGCAUAGUAGGCCUCAAAAUGCCCCGGUAUUGCCUGUUUGGCGAUACAGUGAACUGCGCGUCUCGGCUCGAGUCGACGGGUUUGCCUUUGAAGAUUCACGUGAGUUCAGCCACAAAACAAAUAUUAGAUAAGUUUGGGAAUGACUUCAAAUUGGAGUUAAGAGGCGAA